Salvia splendens (bonfire salvia) is the source of this 1627-nucleotide messenger RNA. Its product is annotated as putative aldehyde oxidase Art an 7. NCBI's taxonomy places the organism in Eukaryota, Viridiplantae, Streptophyta, Magnoliopsida, Lamiales, Lamiaceae. Bases 14 to 1627 code for a protein of 537 amino acids. The record is from RefSeq and is a predicted model, not a curated record. The transcript has 2 exons.
CGGAGGGGCGGGGAUGUAUUAUGGCGUCGAGAGACUCGAAAGCAAGACCGGAAGGCUUGGGAGUUGGGAGAUCCAUUCGCAAAAUGCGGGUGUUUGUGCAAUGCACAUUCAAUUGAUGCCUAACAACAAGGCUGCAUGGCACGAUUCCACCAGCAACGGGCUCUCGGAGAUCGAUAAUAGUCCGCCCUUUUGCCGGCCUCGGGCCGGGGGGAGACAGACGGACUCGAAACAAGACUGUACGGCUCAUGCCGUGCAGUAUGAUAUCGAGACCGCUCAUGUUAGACCCGUCAAGGUGGACUCAAGCCCUUGGUGCUCAUCCGGCGGGCUUUCGCGCAUGGGAAGCCUGAUCUCCACCGGCGGCGACAAAGACGGCUUAAAAUCCGUGAGAAUUCUAAAGCCAUGCAAAGACUGCAAUUUCGAAGAAAACAAGCGAGCCCUCUUCGCCAACCGCUGGUACGCCACUCAGCACACCUUGGACGACGGAAACUUCGUCCUCGUCGGCGGCCGCAACUCCUACAACUACGAGAUCGUCCCUCCCGACACCCUCACCUUCACACCUCAGCUCUUCGAGCUCGCCCUCCUCGAAGACACAAAUGACGACGCUGGCCGCGAGAAUAACCUCUACCCCUUCGUCAACCUCCUCCCCGACGGCAACCUCUUCGUAUUCGCCAACCACAAGUCCAUCAUCCUCGAACCCCGCACCGGAAACACCAUCCGCCCCCUCCCGGACCUCCCUGGCGGCUCCCGCAACUAUCCGGCCUCAGGGAUGUCUGCUCUCCUCCCCAUCGAUCUUAAUACAGACGUCCCUGACAUUGAAAUCCUCGUCUGUGGUGGGAACACGCGCGAGGCGUACAUACUGUCUGACUUGCAGCAGCCGAAAAGGACAUUUGUGGAGGCUGCACGAGACUGCGGGAGGCUGAACCUCAACGUGGAGGGGGCCGAUUGGGAGAAGGAGGACAUGCCUACGCCGCGGGUGAUGGGGGACAUGCUCCUUCUCCCAACCGGAGAUGUGUUGAUUACUAAUGGCGCGAAGGCGGGGACUUCUGCUUGGGAUGCGGCGGAUGAGCCUAAUCUCUCCCCGGUUUUGUAUAGCCCGGGUAAAGAGAAGGGGGCACGGUUUCAAGAGAUGGCUCCUUCCGCUAUCCCGAGGAUGUACCAUUCAUGCUCUGCAGUGUUGCCUGAUGGGAAGAUCCUUGUUGCAGGUAGCAACACUAACGCCUUCUACAAGCUCGAGAAAUAUGGAGACGACUUCAAGUUCCCUACGGAGCUCAGGGUGGAGAAGUUCUCGCCGCCAUACUUGGCGCCAGAGAUGGUGAUCAACCGUGUCGAAAUCAUGGAUGGAGAAACCGAAAGGGAAUUGAAGUAUGGAGUACAGUUUGAUUUGUUGAUUGGAUCACGGGAUGUUAAGCAGAAUGAUAUUAAGGUGACGAUGUACUCGCCGCCCUUCACCACGCAUGGCUACUCUAUGAACCAGAGGUUGCUGAUUUUGAAGCUCGUGCUUGUGCAGAAUGGAAGGAUCAGGGUGAUUGCGCCACCCACGGCAAGGUUUGCUCCGCCGGGGCACUAUCUUGUCUUUGUUGUUCAUCGGGAGGUUCCGAGCCGUGGAAUAUGGGUGCAUAUUGAGUAG